GUUAGACAGUGUCGCGGCCGUGGUCACGUGACUCGUGGCCUCGGAGGUGCGUGCCUGCCUGCCGACGAUGGUUGCUCAGCGUGCUGCACGCAGACGUUGUCCCGACAAAACGCCUUUACAUUUGUAGUUUUGAAUAUUAAGAAAAGGCCCGGCAGCAAAUCAAACGCGCGUUUAGCUGCUAGCGUCCAAAAAUAUCCGCUGCGUUUUUGUAAAACGAGUUAGAUAUGACUUUUCUCUCAGGAUUACGAGCCGAUACGUGAUCUUAUAAGAAGUGAUUCCGGUUCAGUGGGGAGGUUUGAACUGCUCUCCGAAAAGUGACCAUUGUUGUAAUCAGGUCGAGGCUGUUAUCAUUUCCACUUGCCGACUUUGUUAGUUUUUUACGGAUUCACGGCGGAAAAAAGCAGUGCGAGCUUUUUGCAUUGUCAUGAAAGAAAUGUCAAGCACCAUGCCUGGUGGGCAGCAGCCUCAGAGACACUAUGGCAUCACCUCUGCUAUCAGCCUCGCACCCCCACGAGAAAUAGACCACCAGUACACCAAGAAGCUCUGUGAUGCUAUGAAGCCUUUUGGGGUGUUUGAAGAUGAAGAGGAGUUGAACCAUAGACUUGCUGUUCUUGGGAAGUUGAAUAACUUUGUUAAAGAGUGGAUUGCAGAGAUCAGUGAGUUAAAGAACCUCCCACCAUCAGCUAUAAGCUGUGUUGGGGGCAAGAUAUUUACAUUUGGGUCGUACCGACUUGGAGUGCACACAAAAGGUGCUGAUAUUGAUGCCUUAUGUGUGGCUCCACGCCAUGUAGAGAGAACUGACUUUUUCCAGUCUUUCUUUGAGAAAUUGAAACAGCACGAAGAGAUCAAAGACCUGAGGGCUGUCGAAGACGCUUUUGUGCCAGUGAUAAAAUUCAAAUUUGACGGAAUAGAGAUUGACCUGCUUUUUGCCAGACUGGCCUUACAGUCCAUCCCAGACAACCUGGACCUGAGGGGAGACUCCAUCCUGAGAAACUUGGACAUUCGAUGUAUCCGCAGCCUUAAUGGCUGUCGAGUGACAGAUGAAAUUUUAUACCUGGUGCCAAACAAAGAAAACUUCAGGCUGACAUUAAGAGCCAUCAAACUGUGGGCAAAACGACGUGGGAUCUACUCCAACAUGCUGGGGUUCCUGGGUGGAGUGUCAUGGGCCAUGCUGGUGGCCAGGACCUGCCAGCUCUACCCAAAUGCUGUGGCUGCUACGCUGGUCCACAAGUUCUUCCUGGUGUUUUCUAAAUGGGAGUGGCCAAAUCCUGUGCUUUUGAAACAGCCUGAGGACAGUAAUCUGAACCUACCUGUGUGGGAUCCUAGAGUCAACCCAUCUGACAGAUACCACCUGAUGCCCAUCAUCACGCCGGCCUACCCCCAGCAGAACUCCACAUACAAUGUCUCCACAUCAACACGAACCAUCAUGAGCGAAGAGUUCAAAUAUGGUCUCAGUGUCACAGAUGAGAUUCUUCAGGGAAAAGCAGAAUGGCCCAAACUCUUUGAGCCACCCAACUUUUUCCAAAAGUACAAGCAUUACAUCGUUCUGACUGCCAGUGCAUCCACAGAAGAAAACCACUUAGAAUGGAUCGGUCUGGUGGAGUCAAAAAUUCGAGUUCUGGUGGGAAACCUGGAGAGGAAUGAGUACAUCACCUUGGCUCAUGUCAACCCCCAGUCCUUCCCUGGCUCCAAAGAGAACCGCAGCGAGAACGACUUUGUGUCAAUGUGGUUUAUUGGGAUCAUCUUCAAGAAAGUGGAGAAUGCAGAAAGUGUGAACAUUGACCUCACAUACGACAUCCAGUCCUUCACAGACACUGUGUACAGACAAGCUAACAACAUCAACAUGCUGAAGGACGGAAUGAAGAUCGAAGCAACACAUGUGAAGAAAAAACAGCUGCAUCAGUACCUUCCUCCUGAACUAGUGCAGAAGAAGAAGAGGAGCAUAGCUGAGUUGAACCGUAGCUCUAACGGGGGGAGCUCCAAGAGGAUCUCUCUGGACAGCAGUCAUCUGGACAGCUCCAGAGACACAGACUCAGGGACUCCCUUUAGCUCCCCAGCCACCAAACCCUCUAAGCCUGUGUCCGACACUGAUGACAGCGUCAGCCCUCCCAAGCAGCUUUUUGUUGAGGGCUCUCCAGCACCCAGUGUGGCACCAGCUGCUCAAGACCAGGGCAUGUCCAUCCCUGUCAUUGGCGCAAAGCCUCCAAUAAAAACAAAGCCUCCUUCUCCACCAGCCAGCAGCUCCACCCCACCACUGCUGAGCGGGGACGUGAUGCCUAAUGCUGCCAGCAGCCCUAAAGAGGAGCCCAACGGUCUGGAGGACUCAGUCAAUGGAGCUCCUGCCAAGAGACCACACUCGCCUACAGAAGAGGACCUGACCAAGAGGCUCAAAGAAACAGAGGUGGUGCCCAAUGAUGACGCCACAUUUAAAGAGCCAUAUCCACCAUCUGACUUGAGCUCAGGAGAGGGACACAAUACUACCCCACUUUCUGGAUCAAAGGCUAAGCCCAUUCCAACCAUUGAUACCUCAAGAACACAGAGACUUCCCAGCAUGGAGCUGCCAGACGCCUCCUCGCCUCUCCCGGCCAGCAACAGCUGUCGUGUCGUGAAAAAUUCCAUCAAACUGGCCCUCAACCGCCACAACAUCACACCUCCCAAGCCCGCAGUGUUUGAGGGCACGCUCACCACUGACACUCCUGCUGCCAGUGAAGAAAAGGGCAUGUCUAUUCCUGUCAUUGGCUCAAAACAUGUGGCAGCCAAACAUGCGGUGCCCCCAGUGGGCAGCUCCAUCCCCACAUUAGUGAGCCGAGGACCUGACCCACUAAAUGGAGCACCCUCCAAGAGACCCCACUCCCCCUCUCUGGACGAGCAGGCCAAGAGGCUGAAGGAGACAGAGAAGGCCAGAAUCCACAUAGCUUGAACUCACAACUAUAGACUGGAUUCAUACACACAGAGGUGGGGCUUUGCAGUUAAGUCAAACACCGAGAAGUUGACUUCACACAGGGACAGGGAGUGUGUUCAGGUCAGUCCAGUGUGAAGCAGCAGGACGGACACCUCGCCUCAAAUCUUCAAAGAUUAUAGAUUUGCCAGUGGAUAGGUGAUUUGGUCAAACCAGAUGUUGUCAGCUUCCUCUGUUAACGCUCACAGCUGGAGGGCAUUUAACACAGCAGCCACAGAGAUAUCUGACACGAGAACUAAAGCGACAGUUUUUUACUUGUCUUCUCCCUCAAUGUUUAAACGUGUCCACAGUACAGAAGGAAAAAUGUGCUGUUUUUUUCUUUUCAUUUUCCUUUUUUGUUCCAGUCAACAUGUUUUAAAGCCCAGAACAUUUAUCGACGCCUGCUACACACACUUUGGGUGUAUGCCGAUUUAUUUUCUUUUUUUUUCCUUCUUCUUUUCUUUUCCCAAACAGAAACCUGUACAGUAAAUGUUGAUGUACAUAACUUUUUUGUCUUAAAAAAAGCAAAAGAUCACUGUUAAGUCUUUUGACCAUUCUAUUGUAGUUUUAUCUAAAAAGAAAAAAAAAGUUUAAAAAAUUGUAAUUUUUUGUUUUUUCUCUAUUGCUUGUCCAAAAAAAAUUGUCUCCAGCCCUGGAUAUUUUUUUGUAAACACUGUAUAGGUUUGGAUACAGUUGCAGGGAGGCUUUAUUGAGGGUUUGCUUGGAUGUAACAGAAAUGACAACCACGACUCUUUGGACCACCACGACCACCCGAGGAGGGGCUCCAGGUUAGUAUUGGACUUGCAGUGUGUAGGUGAUCAUAGACGCCCAGUGACAUCAGUGCUUCUCAGGUGCCGGUAAGAGCAAAAAUAAUCAUCCUUUACGACAACGGGAAACUUUAUGCAUUUUCUGGAAUUUAUGAAAAUUGCUCUGAAGCAUUUAAUGUUAAGCUCUUACGUGGAUUAGCACAGAACAUCGGGAGACACAUAUCAAAACAUGCUUCGCUAAUCCUUCUGUCCGGUGUAGCUUCACACCUGUUGUUUGUCUUGGAUUAAAAGAAAAGGUUGACAAGUUUUCUUACUCUUCAUGGCGUGGUUGACCGUUAAAAAGUGAGUGCCAGACAGUUUAGACAGUCAGAAGAAUGUGUGUGAAUAUCUGUUUUGUGUACGUACCUGUGAUUCAAAGACUUUCGGACAUUAAAUGAACCCUCUCGUCCAUCAGGAGGACUGAACAACAAAAAACAAAAACGGCUAGGGAUACUGCUUGACCCCCACCCCCACCCACCCACCAGUUCACUGUGGUCUGUUUUGUUAGAGAGGCUCCUUCCCGAUGAAGCCAGCUCCUGGAUGUUUCUGUGUCCAUGCUCAUGAAAGGGUUUGUGGUGCUUGGUGAAAAAAUGGUUCGAAGCUUUUUGAUGAGAGGUGUGAGACUGUGUGAGUGUGUGUGAGACUGUGUCUGUGUGAGAGACUGUGUGUGAGCAUGCAUAGAUGGUUGUGUUCAUGUGGCGGAGAGAGACAGAAUUCCCUUCAUUUUGGGUGUUAACCCUCAGCGCCUCCUGUGGAGGUUCUUAAAAGGCAUCUCCUGGGGCCACAGGUGGGGGGUCAGGAGACAACUUUUUUUUCCCGCCUCGGGCCCCAACCCUCAAUCUUUAUGGUCUGAAGCCGGGUGACUUUGUGUUUGAUUUCAGCACAGAAGAUACUAUAUGUACACAACAAAGUAUAAAGUGAUAGUGAGGAGGCGUCUCUGGAGCAGGUAGAGAGUUGGGACACAGGCUCUUUUCCAGCAUCAGUUUCCCCAGCUAAAUGUACAGAGAACAGUUUUUUCAAAAGGCAUAUUCGUCAUUAUUGGGGGUUUUCUUAUCACUUUAUUUAUAUUUGCAUAUUUGUACCAUGUGAUCUUUUUUUUAAUAGCAUUCAUAGCAGGUAGGUCUCUUUUGAAUGAAAUCUGCACCACUCUGUUUCAGACAACUCAUGUUUUGCUGUUUGGAAACAUUUAACAAAACAGGUCAUUUAGAUGUUGGUUUCUAAAUUGUAUUGAAAGGGUAUUUUUGUAUGUGUUUAUCACUUCCUUUAAAUGAAUCUGUACACCCAUUAAACCCCUAAAAACUA
This is a messenger RNA of Acanthopagrus latus (yellowfin seabream), 5046 nucleotides long. It is a transcript of the gene papolg, whose product is annotated as poly(A) polymerase gamma. Gene Ontology annotation, cellular component: nucleus. The transcript has 24 exons. The record is from RefSeq and is a predicted model, not a curated record. Gene Ontology annotation, molecular function: RNA binding; poly(A) RNA polymerase activity. Lineage: Eukaryota; Metazoa; Chordata; Actinopteri; Spariformes; Sparidae. Bases 425 to 2920 code for a protein of 831 amino acids.